GCCCGCGGGAAAAGGGCCGUCGCCGCAUGCGCGCGCUCAGUCGGCGGCCGCGCGCAGCAAGCUUUGGGCGCGGAUGGCGGCGGCGGCUAGCAACGGGACGCCCCGAGAGGAGGAGGGGCCCGCAGGGGAAGUGGCAGCCUCGCAGCCCCAAGCCCCGACGAAUGGGCCCGGGGUUCGACUCUCGAGGCUGCCUCUGGCGCGAGUGAAGGCCUUGGUGAAGGCGGACCCCGACGUAACGCUCGCGGGACAGGAGGCCAUCUUCGUUCUGGCGCGAGCCGCGGAACUGUUUGUGGAGACCAUUGCAAAAGAUGCUUACUGUUGUGCACAACAAGGAAAGCGGAAAACCCUCCAGAGGAGAGAUUUGGAUAAUGCAAUAGAAGCUGUGGAUGAGUUUGCUUUUCUGGAAGGUACUUUGGAUUGAUUGCUCAACUGGACAGUUUCAAGAAUCUCUGCAUCUUUCAGUUCAGCCCUCUCUAAAGGCCUCAGCUUUGAAGAACAGGGCCUCUGCACACAUAUGUCCUCUUCCUGUUCUACCUUUACCUGAACUGACAUAAGCAAAGAUCUCAUCUGACAGCUUCUCACUACAAGGUCUUCCACUAGUGUCCGUCUUCCACUUCAGGCCUGGAAGCAGCUGCUGCUGCUUAGGGCAGAAAUUGUUCUGUACAGGGGGCUUAAUAAAUGAUGAGGCCCAGAAUAAAGGUCUCUGGUCAAUUUCAUUCUAUGUUUUGUUUUAUAAUCUUUAUGAUUGGUCUUCAUGCCCCAUGAUGGAAGGGUUACCAUGCUGUGGUGCAGACCUUCCCACCUGUCCCUGUCAGCCUUCUAUAUCACAGUCCUUUCAUUUAUUUUGUUCACUUUUCUGUCAUGUUACCAGAAUAUGGGUCCAGAAUGUAUGGAAUGGCCUUUUUUCUGGAGUCAAAUAAAUGUCCUGUACUGAAAA
Messenger RNA from Octodon degus (degu), 937 nucleotides. RefSeq names its product DNA polymerase epsilon 4, accessory subunit (gene Pole4). Bases 74 to 421 code for a protein of 115 amino acids. The transcript has 4 exons. Lineage: Eukaryota; Metazoa; Chordata; Mammalia; Rodentia; Octodontidae. Gene Ontology annotation, cellular component: nucleus; epsilon DNA polymerase complex. Gene Ontology annotation, molecular function: protein heterodimerization activity. The record is from RefSeq and is a predicted model, not a curated record.